UCAGACCUAUCUUUUCAGCAGUUUCUUCAGGAAAGUUCAGCGCCAGCCAUCAGCCAUGAAGAUUCUUAAAUACCUCCUGGUCUAUCGAAGGUUCUUGCUCAUUGUUCUCACCCCACUCCUUUUACUUCCACUCCCGCUUAUCAUCAAAACCAAAGAAGCAGAAUGUGCAUACACGCUGUUUGUAGUUGCCAUCUUUUGGCUCACAGAAGCUUUGCCUCUGGCUGUUUCAGCAUUGCUCCCUGCCUUUAUGUUCCCAUUGUUUGGUAUAAUGGGGUCCAAGGAGGUGGCAUCUGCUUAUUUUAAAGACUUUCAUCUACUGCUGAUGGGAGUGAUUUGCUUGGCAACAUCAAUAGAAAAAUGGAAUUUCCACAAAAGAGUGGCUUUAAAAAUGGUGAUGUUGGUGGGUGUCAACCCUGCAUGGCUUACUCUGGGCUUCAUGGUUAGCUGUGGUUUCUUGUCAAUGUGGCUCAGCAACACUUCGGCUGCUGCCAUGGUGAUGCCAAUUGUGGAGGCUGUAGCUCAGCAGAUCACCCGAGCUGAAGCAGAAGCUGACAUGCUGGAGAUGUCCUGCUCCAAUGGCUCCACCAACCUGGCACUGGAACUAGACGAAAAUAUAGGACAAAGUGAAAACAGUGACUGGAAAGAGAAGAGAAAACAAGUGAAUGGGUAUGACAACGAUAUGGGGAGCACUGUUUGUACAAUUGAAAAGGAAAAUGAAAAAGAAAAGGAACAGCAGAACCUACCACCUGCUGAAACAGGGAGAAAAAGCAGAGAGGACAAAAACAGUGGGAUUUUCAAAGUGAUGUGCUUAUGUAUUGCUUAUUCUGCUACCAUUGGAGGGUUGACAACAAUCACAGGAACAUCGACUAAUUUGAUUUUUGCUGAGCACUUCAAUACACGUUAUCCAGGUUGCCAGUGCAUCAAUUUUGGAUCUUGGUUUGUCUUUUCUAUCCCCAUCGCAGUUAUUAUUCUGCUGCUGUGCUGGGUCUGGCUCCAGUGGCUUUUCCUUGGAUUUGAUUUUAAAAAUAUGUUCAAGUGUGGCAAGAAAAAAACAGCCAGAGAAGAGGCUUCAGCAAAGGUGAUUCAGGAUGAGUACAAGAAGCUUGGACCCAUGAGCUACCCAGAAAUUGUUACAUUUGUCCUGUUCAUCUUAAUGACCUUGCUGUGGUUUACCAGAGAUCCUGGCUUCUUUCCAGGAUGGUCUUCACUUUUCCCAAAAUAUAAAGGCUAUGCUACGGAUUCAACAACUGCCUUAGUGAUUGGCCUCCUGUUCUUUAUUAUUCCAGCAAAAACAUUGACUAAGACGUCGAAUGGAGAAAGCACUGCUUUUGGUUACACUCCACUGAUUACUUGGAAGGAAUUUCAGUCAUGCAUGCCCUGGGAAAUUGCUAUUCUUGUUGGUGGUGGGUUUGCAUUGGCAGACGGCUGUGAGGUUUCAAAACUGUCUGCCUGGGUAGCAAAUAAAUUGACCCCUCUAGGAUCAUUACCCCUGUGGCUGGUUAUCCUCAUAUCAUGUCUUAUUGUCACGUCAGUGACAGAAGUGGCCAGCAAUCCUGCCACCAUUACGAUAUUUUUGCCCAUACUGUCUCCUUUGGCUGAAGCCAUUCAUGUGAACCCACUUUUCAUUUUGAUACCUGCCACACUAUGUACUUCCUUUGCAUUUCUUCUUCCUGUAGCAAAUCCUGCCAAUGCCAUUGUAUUUUCAUACGGCCAUUUAACUGUAAUGGACAUGGUGAAAGCUGGUUUGGGUAUUAACAUCAUCGGAGUUGCUGUAGUUAUGCUUGCAAUAAUGACGUGGAUAGUGCCUCUAUUUGAUCUCUAUACUUAUCCAAGUUGGGCACCAAACAUUUCUUUUUCAAAUAGCACUGGGCUGUAAAACAAACAAACAAACAAACAAAACAAACAAUAACAAAAACAACAACAACAAAAGCUGCAAAUUGGCUUGAACUGUUUUUGUUUCUUUUCUUUUCCACUGGCAUGUGGUGAGUCAGUUAAAAUGCUUUUUGUCACUACAACAAUAGAGAACCAUAUUAUUGUAAAUGCUGUA
This is a messenger RNA of Coturnix japonica (Japanese quail), 2047 nucleotides long. It is a transcript of the gene SLC13A1, whose product is annotated as solute carrier family 13 member 1. Gene Ontology annotation, cellular component: plasma membrane. Gene Ontology annotation, molecular function: sodium:sulfate symporter activity. The record is from RefSeq and is a predicted model, not a curated record. Lineage: Eukaryota; Metazoa; Chordata; Aves; Galliformes; Phasianidae. Gene Ontology annotation, biological process: sulfate transmembrane transport; sodium ion transport.